This is a messenger RNA of Laccaria bicolor S238N-H82, 507 nucleotides long. RefSeq lists its product as uncharacterized. The coding region runs from base 1 to 507 and encodes 168 amino acids. The record is from RefSeq and is a predicted model, not a curated record. The transcript has a single exon. NCBI's taxonomy places the organism in Eukaryota, Fungi, Basidiomycota, Agaricomycetes, Agaricales, Hydnangiaceae.
AUGGGAGAUGCUGAAGAUUCUGAUACUAGCAGUGGCACUUCUAAUUCUAGCAGUGGCUCUGACUCUGAAACUGAGCAAGGGCUGACACCUAUAGUUGUUCAUCCUACACUUCCAAAACAGUUGGAAGAUCUGUGUGCUGAAUUACUUGGUGAUUAUACUGUUCCUCCAGUUCCACCUACAGAUUCCAACUUAGCUCCGAAAAUUAAUGACCUUUCUCUGUCUGAGAAAGCAUCACUUGAGCAUUAUGUUGCAUGGAAGAAAUCAAAUGGGACAGUAAAAGGGUACAAAUAUCAUGCAACUGUCCUGCAGUCCAAUCUAGACACUGAAAUUCUGUCACUCCACCAAGUUAAGAAGCUUUCACAAAGGCUUACUGGGUUUUAUCCAAAGAAAGUGGACAUGUGUCCAAAAAGUUGCAUUGCUUAUACUGGCGAAUACAAAGACUUGGAUAAAUGUCCAUAUACUUUCAGUCAAGCAAAGGAACCAUGUGGAAUGGCACACUACAAGUAG